This is a messenger RNA of Arthroderma uncinatum, 1032 nucleotides long. Its product is annotated as mitochondrial GTPase 1. Gene Ontology annotation, molecular function: GTP binding; GTPase activity. NCBI's taxonomy places the organism in Eukaryota, Fungi, Ascomycota, Eurotiomycetes, Onygenales, Arthrodermataceae. Bases 1 to 1032 code for a protein of 343 amino acids. The record is from RefSeq and is a predicted model, not a curated record. Gene Ontology annotation, cellular component: mitochondrion. The transcript is spliced from 2 exons.
AUGGCAUCCUUUGUCCCUCGGGCGGUGUUCUCGGCGUCAGAGAACAUCCAGCGAAGCUACUUUCUGGGGCAUCAUCGAGCUGGUCUCGACAAAAUGAAAGCAAUGCUGGACUCCGUUGACCAUGUGAUCGAAUGUCGAGACUUCCGUGUCCCCGCGACUUCCAUAAACCCGCUAUUUGAAGAGGCAUUGGGCGAGAAGAGCCGGACAAUUGUCUACACAAAGAGGGACCUAGGAGCUGACUCGGAGCUAGAAUCACGGAUGAGAGAAAGACUCAUCUCACACUGGGAGCAGAAAUCUACAAGGGUGUUCUUCGCGAGUAGAAGCCUGAGGAACUCGGUCACGCCGUUAGCGAAAUAUAUCAAAGGACUCCCGGUGGCCGCGAAUAGCAUAAUUGGAUACCGCAUGCUGGUUGUUGGAAUGCCGAAUGUUGGGAAAUCAACCCUGAUCAAUAAGCUGCGGUCGAUGACCAACAUUAAAAAUGUUAGGAAAUCUGCAGUUGUCAGAACUGGCGCGGACCCAGGAAUCACAAGGAAGAUCGGGACAUCUAUAAAGCUAUUUCAGAAGGACGAUGUGGGCAUUUACGUAUAUGACACACCAGGUGUGUUCGUGCCGUAUAUGUCUGACCCAGACAGCAUGUUGAAAAUGGCCCUCUGCGGAAUCAUUAAAGACUCCCUGGUUCCUAUUGUUACCUUGGCCGACUACCUUCUUUUCCACAUGAACUGCCACUCAUUAUCAAACAUGUACAAAGCCUUUUGUCCCCCGACCAAUGAUGUUAUGGAGCUACUGGAUGCAAUGGCAAAAAAGGCCGGCCGACUUGUGAAAGGAGGCGAGCCGGACUACGAGGCAGCCGCACGGCUCUUCAUCACGCAAUGGCGAGAGGGAAAGCUUGGGCUAUUCAUGCUUGAUGAUGUAGCGAGGAUCUCCUGGGAGAAGAAGAACGCCAAAUUGGGGAACACCGACUCGGCAGCCGGAACCUCGCUGGAUUUUACGCCUGAAAGAGCCCGGCGAAUACUCGCGACGGGGGCAGUAUAA